Messenger RNA from Magnolia sinica, 2931 nucleotides. RefSeq names its product linoleate 13S-lipoxygenase 2-1, chloroplastic-like. The record is from RefSeq and is a predicted model, not a curated record. NCBI's taxonomy places the organism in Eukaryota, Viridiplantae, Streptophyta, Magnoliopsida, Magnoliales, Magnoliaceae. Gene Ontology annotation, molecular function: metal ion binding; oxidoreductase activity, acting on single donors with incorporation of molecular oxygen, incorporation of two atoms of oxygen; protein binding. The transcript is spliced from 9 exons. Gene Ontology annotation, biological process: lipid oxidation. The coding region runs from base 40 to 2787 and encodes 915 amino acids.
AGCUGCAACUCACACCCUUUCUUUCCAACAUUAGCCAAGAUGGUAAUGCCCCAGCUGUAUCAAUCCCACCAUGCUCCCUCAAUCAUGGCCUUGCCCAGGUUCUUAAUUCCUGGCCAAGGAAGCCCCACAAUCUCCGUCCGAUCGCUAUCCAGACUACCUCGCCGAAAUGCAAUGAAUGGCCGAGUUUUCGCAGUUUCAAACAACGCCCAUCAAAUCAUAAUUACUGAAGAGAAAGCAAUCUUAGACACCACAGAGAAAUCAGUGUUAGAGACCAAAGAGAAAGCAAUCGUAAGCAUCGUAGAGAAAAUGGUCUCAGUUAAGGCUGUCGUCACUUUGAAACUAACAGACAGUGGUUUGAAAGAUAACAAAGAUAUUACUGAUGUGUUAACCAAAACGCUUCAACUUGAGCUUGUCAGCUCCGAGCUCGAUCCAAAGACGGGGUCGGAGAAGAAGCCAAUAGAGUCGAUCAAAGGAUCGGCGAGCAAACAUGAUAAUGAACUGAAAUACGAGGCCCAAUUCAAGAUGCCGGGUAGUUUUGGUGAAGUUGGAGCGGUUCUAGUGCUGAAUAAGCAUGAGAAGGAGAUGUUCUUGGAAGACAUAGUCAUUACGGGAUUUGCUAGUGGGCCAAUCACCGUAACUUGCAAAUCAUGGGUUCAGGGAAAGAAUGAUCACCUGGGGCAGAGGAUCUUCUUCACCAACAAGUCAUACUUACCAUCACAGACCCCAAGUGGUCUGAAGCGGAUGAGGGAGAAGGAGCUCGAAAUCCUACGUGGCGACGGUCAGGGAGAACGCAAGACUUUUGAGAGAAUCUACGACUAUGACGUGUACAAUGACUUGGGAGAUCCAGAUCAGAGCGAUGACUUGGUAAGGCCCGUCCUAGGUGGCAAGGAGCACCCUUAUCCACGCCGUUGCCGGACUGGACGGCCUAGAUCGGAGAAGGAUCCUAAGAGUGAGAGAAGGAGCGAGAAUUUCUACGUGCCGAGGGACGAGGCGUUCUCAGAAGUGAAGACACAGAACUUUGGAGAUAAGAAAAUUAUGGCUAUGGUGCAUACGGCGUUGCCAUUUCUAGAAACAAAGAUGAUGGAAAACCCAGACUUCCUAUCCUUCACGGACAUUGACUCGCUCUUUGAUGAAAGGCUGAGCUUACCCCCACUUAUAGACGGAUCUGAAGGUAUCUGGGACGACCUGUUCAGCGCCCUUAAGAGUCUAAAAGAGUACGGGGAGGCGUUCUUCCGUUUUGGCAUCCCUCAAAUGAUUAAGAGAGACAGGUUUUCGUGGUUGAAGGAUGAAGAGUUCGCUCGGCAGACUCUUGCUGGCCUUAAUCCCAUAAGCAUUCAAUUAGUUACGGAAUUUCCAUUCGUGAGCAAGCUCGACCCUAAGAUCUAUGGCCCACCCAAGUCUGCAAUCACAAAGGAACACAUUAACUGCGCAAUUAAAGGACACAUGACAGCCGAUGAGGCCCUUGAACGUAAGAAGCUCUUCAUGAUCGACUACCAUGAUUUGCUCUUGCCGUACGUGAACAAGGUGAGAGAGCUAGAAGGGACCACCUUGUAUGGGUCCCGGACACUCUUCUUCCUCUUGCCCGACGGCACACUGCGGCCUAUCGUCAUCGAGCUCACGCGGCCUCCUUCGCCCACUCAGCCCCAGUGGAAGAAGGUGUUCACCCCUGGCCACCACAACACCAAUUCCUGGCUCUGGAAAUUCACCAAGGCACACGUUUGUGCUCAUGACUCCGGCUAUCACCAGCUCAUUUCCCACUGGCUACGAACUCAUUGUUGCAUCGAGCCUUACAUAAUUGCUGCUAAUAGGCAACUAAGUACGAUGCACCCAAUUCAUAGACUACUGCAGCCCCACUUCCGAUACACGAUGGAGAUCAAUGCAUUCGCUCGCCAUGACCUCAUCAACGGUGAUGGAAUUAUCCAGAAAUCCUUUUCGCCGAAAAAAUACUGCAUGGAAUUGAGUUCGGUUGCCUAUGAUCAGCUUUGGAGAUUUGAUAUGGAGGCCCUGCCAGCAGAUCUGAUUAGAAGGGGGAUGGCAGUUGAGGAUCCAACGGCUGAGCAUGGCCUAAAGUUGACCAUAGAAGACUACCCAUACGCCAACGAUGGCCUUCUCAUCUGGUCAGCCAUCAAGCAAUGGGUCAGCGAUUAUGUGACCCACUACUACCCAGACAACAGCAAGGUAUCAUCAGAUCGCGAGCUCCAAGCAUUUUGGACAGAGGUUCGAACCAAAGGCCAUGAAGACAAGAACGACGAGCCAUGGUGGCCCAUCUUGGACACCACUGAUGAUCUGAUCCAUGUCCUGACCACCAUCAUCUGGGUUGCCUCAGCCCACCACGCUGCAGUCAACUUCGGUCAGUACAACUACGGUGGGUACUUCCCGAACAGACCCACCAUCAUGCGGACUAACAUGCCAACGGAAGAAUUGUCAGGUGAAGAACUGGAACGGUUCUGGAAGAGGCCUGAGUCUAUGCUCCUUGAGAGCUUCCCAUCACAGGUUCAAGCUGCGACGGUGAUCGGGAUCUUGGACGCGUUGUCUACUCAUUCCCCUGAUGAGGAGUAUCUGGGGGAGUUGCCAGAAUCAGCAUGGACAGAUAAUCCGGCGAUCAAGGCCGCAUUCGAGGAAUUCAGUGGACAGAUGAGAAUGAUUGAAGGGAUUAUUAAUAAAAGAAACAUAAAUAUGAAAUUGAGGAAUAGGACUGGAGCUGGAGUGAUGCCAUACGAGCUACUGAAGCCAUUCUCUGAGGCUGGGGUCACAGGAAUGGGAGUCCCAAACAGUGUCUCCAUCUGAAGUUGACAAAUGGAGUGGCAGCUUCGGUAAUUAGAGUAUAGAUUAUGUGUAUUUAUGGGAAUUCCUGGUGAAUUGUAGUAGGAAUGGUACAAUAAGGAUGAGUGGGUGGAGUAGAGGUGUCUAAUAAAAAUGGGAAUUCUAUCA